Engraulis encrasicolus (European anchovy) is the source of this 1801-nucleotide messenger RNA. It is a transcript of the gene syt2b, whose product is annotated as synaptotagmin-2. The transcript is spliced from 10 exons. Bases 141 to 1460 code for a protein of 439 amino acids. Gene Ontology annotation, biological process: regulation of calcium ion-dependent exocytosis; regulation of dopamine secretion; cellular response to calcium ion. Lineage: Eukaryota; Metazoa; Chordata; Actinopteri; Clupeiformes; Engraulidae. Gene Ontology annotation, molecular function: phosphatidylserine binding; clathrin binding; calcium-dependent phospholipid binding. The record is from RefSeq and is a predicted model, not a curated record. Gene Ontology annotation, cellular component: axon; dense core granule; exocytic vesicle.
CUCAAAGUGUCCUGCGUCGUGGCUGAAAGACCCCGCGUGCCUGCGCGCGUGUGAGCUAAUUUCUCCAGGUGCAACGGUUCUGUGAAGCAGGUCCAGAGCACAUAAUACAGUAGUGUGUGUGUCUCGUGUCUUGAAGCAUCAUGAAGCUGAACCUGUUUCGGGAGCAGCCCCAGGCCAUGAGGGCCCCGGACUCCACGGGGGCCAGUACCACACCGGCCAUCACCCUGGCCCCGGCCCCCGCCAUCUCCACCUCCUCCGGCAACUCCAGCGAGUCUGAGGGCACCGUCAACAAAAAUGACAUGUUCGAGGAGAUCAAGAGCAAGUUCCUCAACGAGAUUGACAAGAUCCCACUGCCACCGUGGGCCAUCAUUGCCAUCGCCGUGGUAGCGGGCCUGCUCGUCCUCACCUGCUGCUUCUGCAUCAUCAAGAAGUGCUGCUGCAAGAAGAAGAAGAACAAGAAGGGCAAGAAGGGCAAGGACGGCUUCAACAUGAAGAACAUGCAGGGAGAUCUUAAGACAGAGACAGCUAAACAGGACGACGAUGAGGAGGAAGGGGAGACCGGCCUGACCGAGGAAGAGAAGGAGGAAGAGGAGAAAGAGGAAGAAAAGCUCGGCAAACUGCAGUACUCGCUCAACUACGACUUCAACGACAACAAGCUGACAGUGGGCAUCCUUCAGUGUGCAGAUCUGAUCUCCAUGGACUCAGGUGGCACCUCAGAUCCCUACGUCAAGGUCUUCAUUCUCCCCGACAAGAAGAAGAAGUUUGACACCAAGGUGCACAAGAAGACUCUCAAUCCUGUGUUCAACGAGACCUUCAAUUUCAAGCUCCCCUAUGAGGAGAUGGGUGGGAAGACGCUGGUCAUGUCCGUUUACGACUACGAUCGCUUCUCCAAACAUGACGUCAUCGGUGAGGUGAAGCUGCCCUUCCUGUCCCUGGACCUGGCCAAGCCCAUCGAGGAAUGGAAGGACCUGGAGAGUGCAGAGAAGGAGGAGCCGGAGAAGCUGGGUGAUGUCUGCAUAUCUCUGCGUUACGUGCCCACGGCCGGUAAACUGACCGUCUGCAUCCUGGAGGCCAAGAACCUGAAGAAGAUGGACGUCGGUGGGCUCUCUGAUCCCUAUGUGAAGAUUCAGCUGCUGCAGAAUGGCAAGAAGCUCAAGAAGAAGAAGACGACGGUGAAGAAGAACACCCUGAACCCCUACUUCAACGAGUCCUUCAGCUUUGAGAUCCCCAUGGAGCAAAUGCCGAAAAUCCUGGUGGUGGUUACCGUCUUUGACUACGACAAGAUCGGCUCCAACGACGCCAUCGGCAAGCUGUUCAUCGGCAGCAGGGCGUCGGGCACAUCGCAGAAGCACUGGUCCGACAUGCUGGCCAACCCCCGCCGACCCAUCGCCCAAUGGCACGCUCUGCAGCCCGAGGAGGAUAUCGAUGGCGCUAUCGCCGGCCUCUUCGCCAAGAAGUAACGGGGGAAAAAAAUAGGAGAAGACGCAGCUAACAAAGUUGUACGAAAACCUAUACCAACUAACCAACUCAUCAACCGUCCCGACCUACAAGUCAACUAACCUCCCCCCCCACCCCAUCCCUCCCCUCUUCCCCUCCCUUUUCCUCCUAAUCUGCGUACUCCACCUCCUCCUCCUCCUCCUCUUUCUCCUGCUCCUCGUACUCUUUUCCCUUUUUCGUCCUCCUCGUCAAGAUGCAUGAGUGUCACAAGCCCACUGUACUCCCUUCCUCCAUGCCUCUCAGUAAUCCUUCGUAUUCAAUACUCACUGUAUGAGCACCAUUUUGGGGUGGGCUGGGCUGUGAA